AUGCUCACGACUGGCACUCCGCUCCGUAAUUGGGCUCUCUUCCUGCUGCUAUGCAGCGCACCCGCGUCCACCCUCGCUGAGGCAGCGAAUGAGGCGCCUACCGUCGAAUCGAGCGCUACUGCACACUCAGGUGCCACGACGCAGCAUACCUCUACCCCCGCGCCUUCGCCCACGUCCUCGUCGUCGCUGUCACCGUCUUCAGUCCGGAGAUACACCUCGAGUCACAGCACGUGUCCGUACCGCACUAUAAACUACAUCACGCAUACGCUCCCGCAGCAAUGCGCAAAGACGAGCUGGUCAGCGCCCGCCGAGGCAGCUGCGACCAAUGGCACGGGCGCUGAGGAAGGAGCUCUAGCUGGUCUACAGACUCCAAUACCUGGUUUAGAAGGAGGAAUAGAGGGCAUUUCAGGAGACAAAGGCGCAACCCCAGUAGCCACCAAGGCCGAUGAGACUGGCGCAACCUCAACUGCAUCCAGCAGCGACACAGCAAGCGCAGAGCCGGAGCUUGACUUGGAGGCAGACUCGCCAUUUGACAACGCCAACUUCCUCUCUUUUGACGAGUGGAAGAAGAGGAACCUGGCCAAGGUCGGGCAGUCACCAGAAAAUGUCGGACAAGGACGGGCAGCAGGCACAGACCAAGCCGCACGGCGACGACCCGUGAACGUCAACGCCCUAGACUCGCUCGGCGACGAGGGCGAGAUAUCUAUCGACUUCAGUGGCUUUGGGUCACCGGACGACGAGAACAUAGCGAACAACUUCCAGCACGGCAAACAGAGCGCUGAUACCUCAAAAGCUGCUGGUGGAGAGGGCAAAGUCGCACCAAACUCAUUCGCCCUCAGCAAAGAUGCGGGCAAGACGUGCAAGGAGCGCUUCAACUACGCCUCAUUCGACUGUGCAGCUACGGUGUUGAAAACCAACAAGCAGGCGAAGAGCUCGUCUUCCAUCCUGGUGGAGAACAAGGACAGCUACAUGCUGAACAUCUGUUCCGCAGACAACAAGUUCCUCAUAGUAGAGCUCUGCGACGAUAUCCUCGUGGAUACCAUUGUUCUCGCUAACUACGAGUUCUUCUCCUCCAUGUUCCGCCAUUUCAGGGUGAGCGUGUCAGAUCGCUAUCCUGUGAAGAUGGAGAAGUGGCGCACGCUGGGCACGUUCGAGGCACGGAAUUCCAGGGACAUUCAACCCUUUCUCAUUACCGAGCCGCAGAUCUGGGCACGAUACUUGCGCGUGGAGUUCCUGACUCAGUUUGGAAAUGAAUACUAUUGCCCGCUUAGCGUUUUGCGAGUUCAUGGUACGACAAUGAUGGAGCAGUUCAGGCAAGAAGAAGAGGAGGCGAGAGGGAUAGAAGAUGACGAGAAUCUGGAGGCGGAGGGUGUUGAGGUUAAGAAGGCGGCUGAGGAUAGUGGGCCCUUGCCGCCAGAGGAGAUACCGAUCGAAGCGGUGAAGGAUCUCAGCACCAAUUCGGAGGCCUCAACGGCGAGCGACGUUGCUCAGCGAGAUGUCUCUCCGGACGUCAAGUCUGACUCGCCUCCUAAUGAUGUGCCAUACGGAAGUCCUCCGUCGCCUACAGCCAUAGUGGAGCCAGUUGAUAACCCCCAGCAUCAGUCUGCGUCGGACUUGACGUCUAUCUCAUCGCCUUCAGCGACAGGCAAUUACGAAGUCACCACCGACAACAGUACAGCUAGUGGGGAGACAAAGUCACUGGAAGUCCCUUCGCCAAGCCCAACAUCUUCCACCCCGCAGACUCAGAGCCCUACUUCUGAAGCUUCCACGAUCAACUCUUCAAGUUCUUCGUCUCGAGCUGACAGCGCUGCAACGCAGACCGCGAAUACAGUAGGCUCUUCUUCGAGCAGUCCAGUAGCAAAGUCAUCGAACAACGGCACUGUCGCAAGUCCGCCAUCGCAAGGACGAGGGUCAUCUACACAGCCAAAUGCGCCAGCACCCUCAACGCAAGAAUCGUUCUUCAAGUCGAUACACAAGCGUCUCCAGUACCUCGAAGCUAACAGCACGCUUUCACUACAAUACAUCGAAGAGCAAUCCCGGGCGCUUCGAGAUGCGUUUGUGAAAGUGGAAAAAAGACAACUGGCAAAGACGGAGAAGUUUCUGGAUCAUCUUAAUAGUACGGUCAUGCUAGAACUCAAGAGCUUCCGCAACAUGUACGACCAGCUGUGGCAGAGCACAGUCAUCGAGAUAGAAAGUAUGAAAGAGCGCCAGCAGUCAGAAAUCGGCGAGAUAGGCACUCGUCUGAGUCUAAUGGCGGACGAACUUGUCUGGCAGAAGAGAAUGGCUGUCGUGCAAUCUACCCUCCUACUUCUCUGCCUGGGUCUGGUCCUCUUCGUCAGAUCAGGUACCCUAGGAUCCACUGCCGAUGUACCAAUCGUACAGCAGCUAGGCAACAGGUACACCAGUUUCUUCGAGUCCUCGCCUCCGCGCAGCCCACCAGAGACAUCAGGCAUGGCGAGACAACGCCGUACCUUCCGCAACAUGUGGAAGAGCGAUGCGUCUGCCCACCUCAGCGACCACCACCACAAUGACAGUGACGGCGGCGGUCAACACAAUCUUUCCGACGCCGAUACUGAUGGUCUGAGAAGCCCGGUGCAGAUCGAAUACAGUCCGCCUACGCCUACAACACCUACCAUCCAUUCUGCCAUACACAGAAACGGCGACCAUCGGGACGAAGACAUAUCAAGUUCACCUAUCCGCGUAAACGGUGUCCAUAAUGACCAAGAAGACAACACAAAACACGAAGAUAGAAAAGAAAACAUCCCUCCAACACCUACGUCUGCAGUAUCGACAGCAGAAGACCAAGCCGCUAGAAUUCAAGUCCUAGAAACACAAUCCGGACCUGCGACACCCAAUGGAACGAGGGAUAGUAGACCGAGUUGGGAAGAGGUGGACCGCGCUAUGGAUUUGCUGAAGGCGGAGGAAGCGGGGCAGCAGGAGAAUGGGCAGGGACGAGGGAAGGUGGAGGAGACGGUGUCGCGAGGUUCGCUGGAUUCGCCACGGUCGCCGGGUUCGCCGGGGAGCAUAGGAAGUCCGGGGAAGAAGAGGAAGAAGAAGGGUGGCGGUGGUGGGAAUGGACAUGGGGUGGGACUGGGGAAUGGAGGGGAAGAAGAAGAGGAGCCCGCUGAGACGGAGUCAUAG
Molecule: messenger RNA, 3141 nt
Organism: Alternaria viburni
Lineage: Eukaryota; Fungi; Ascomycota; Dothideomycetes; Pleosporales; Pleosporaceae
Exons: 2
Coding region: 1-3141 (1046 amino acids)
Biological process (GO): protein folding in endoplasmic reticulum
Cellular component (GO): cytoplasm; membrane
Source: RefSeq, a predicted model, not a curated record